AUGACAGUAUUACAUCAUGUGGCCGUUCUGGAGUCCAGAUGUCCCAAAUCAACACAUUGGCAGGGCCAUGCUCCCCCUAAAGCCUAUAAUGAAAAUCCCUCCUUGUUCCUUCCAGCUUCUGGUGGUUCUAAGCAUUCCUUACCUUGUGGCAGCGUAACUCAUAUUUCUGCCUCCACAUGCCUUUCUUUCUGUAUCUUCAUCUCAUGUGUCUUCUCUUACAAGGACACUUGCUAA
This is a messenger RNA of Elephantulus edwardii (Cape elephant shrew), 234 nucleotides long. Its product is annotated as small EDRK-rich factor 1-like. The record is from RefSeq and is a predicted model, not a curated record. The transcript is spliced from 2 exons. NCBI's taxonomy places the organism in Eukaryota, Metazoa, Chordata, Mammalia, Macroscelidea, Macroscelididae. The coding region runs from base 1 to 234 and encodes 77 amino acids.